Molecule: messenger RNA, 13031 nt
Organism: Syngnathoides biaculeatus (alligator pipefish)
Lineage: Eukaryota; Metazoa; Chordata; Actinopteri; Syngnathiformes; Syngnathidae
Product: histone-lysine N-methyltransferase ASH1L-like
Exons: 14
Coding region: 6133-11562 (1809 amino acids)
Molecular function (GO): DNA binding
Source: RefSeq, a predicted model, not a curated record
AGAAGCCACAUGUCAAACCUGAGAGCAAGUAUCGUCUUGUUAUUAUUAGAUUGAGCUAUAGUACUUUUUGUAUAUAGCAAGUGUGGUGUGAUUGUGACUGUGUCGACGUCAGUGGGGUGCGACGAGACAGGACGAUAAGGAAGUGGGCUAGAGAGGUUGAGGAGGGCGAAGGGAAAUAAAUAUCACCCACGUUAAAAAGUACAGUUGGACUAACGUCAAUGUUAUUCAAUUGCAUGAAAGCAAGAUCAUAACGUGGUGUUUUUUUAUGACGGUAGUAUAACCACGGAGUCACAAAAAAAAAAAAUGAAGACAACGAGGAAGCGUUCAGUGUUCCAACUCAUCCAAUUUACCAGAUGCGUGGCGGCGAUUCAAGCAACACGCCGAACUCAUUUUCACGGGACCGCUUCAAAACAGAGCUUAAGAGGAAAAGUGCGGUUUCCUCCUGCUGUGGAUCGGUGAUAAAGGACGGGAUGUCAACAAUACCUGGACACUGACCGGAGACGAAGAUAAGUUGCUAAAAAUUUAUUACAAAAAAUUCUUUGAUGACCUCACUCCAAAAGCAAACCCCGUAUUUGCUAGAUUUAAGUUUCACGAGAAGGCGAAAGGUAACUGUGAGUCAUGUGUCAUUCUGUCUUUGUGACAGAACUCAAGCUGUUGGUUAAGGACUGUAACUACACAAACAGCGACGAGAUGGUCAGAGACCGCAUACUUUUUGCGAACAACUCACCGAGUGUGUGCAAAAAGUUACACAGCCACGCUCACGCUCGAAAAAAAGUGAUCGGCAUAGCUCAUUCCCACGAGUUAGCAAAAGUGCAGCUAAAGGCUAUGGCUAACGACAGCCGCAAAGUUCACGUUAUCCACAACAAACAUGGAAAGCAAAGUUUCACCGCGGGUGCUAGUAGGCAUAUUGAUAGCCCAAAGACCCCCGUAAAGAUAUGUAAGAAGUGUGGAGGAUAUCAGAGUAAAUUAGCUGAAUGCCCAGCAAAAGCUAAACAAUACCUGAAGUGUCAGACCCCUUUUUCUGUCCGUUCUGACAACCACAAGCCACACAAUGAAGUACCAUGAUGAAAAGGCCGUAAGACGCUUAUAAGCAAGCUAACAUUCACAAAAAGAUCACUAAAAAGCAUGAGUUGUAUUGUAGUUCUACCGUCCAGUAGGCGUCGUAAGCAAAAGUCAUGUGACUCAUGACGUCACGUGAAAAGUAUCUAUUGGCCAUAACGUGCAGAGGUUAACUCCACCCUGUGGUGUCCUCCCCAAUGCCAACCGUGGCGACACCCCCCGACAUAGAGGAGAAUUGCAGCACGUUUUCAAAACAGUAAAUAUAAAGUUAAGUUCUUCACAUUCCAUAUAAAUAUGUUACUACUGUAUGUUUUUUAAGUAUGACACGAAAGAGUGCUAUUUUCCUCGUGAAAAAAACACUACAAUCAUUUAUGCUGUUUUUUUUCAACAGAUUAAUGACAUUUCAAUUCAUUUCAAUGGGGAAAGACGACUUGAGUUGAAUUAAGGUCUUAUUUCAAGGUACGACUGUGCCUUCUGAUGGAGUAGUUUAUCAGGUAAACAGGAAUGACGCCAGUUUGUUAGCCGACUACAAAGUAUGUCCUGCAAAAUGGAUGACAAAGUCCUACUCUAACCCUCCCUGUGUUCAGACCAAGAAACCGCAUACCUGGAAUCCCUUGUGGUACAGGCUGUAUUUUCAAGUGAAACGUUUUGCAAGAGAGAUAGAAAAACCUGCAGAUGAAUGUUAAAAAUGUCAGUAAUGACAAGCAGUUAGUGUCAUAUUUGAGUGAAACCGUUUUUUUAAAAAAAGUCGAGUGUUUUGGAACAAUUUGGACAAAAGCAAAUAGCCUGCAUCACAGUUAGGGUAUGGCAUGAUCAAAUAUCUGCACAGUAAUUGUUUUUCAAAUGUCUCGUUAUGCUGAAAGUGAAAACCUGUCUGCUUUCAAGCAGGACUACAGACAUCACAGAAUGUUCUUCAAUGAAAGGCUGAAAUCAGAAGAUUUGGACAAUUUCAAGUAAAACAAUGGUGGGGAAUUAUAAAUGGAUGAUCAAAACAGUUUUAGGACAAAUUUGUUUUUUAUUAAUUGAUUAAAUGUUGCGCCUCUAAAUGGCUGCCCUCACUUUAGCAGAUAAAAAGAUACAUAAUGGAUUUUUAUCCACAUUUAGGAGAGCCCUGAUUCUGGUCUAAAGAUCAAUAAUUCCGUAUUUUUUUUCCUACUCUUGCUGCUGUGACGCAUAACCGAAUAGUGCCACUUGAGAGCAGAAAAAAAUGUAGAUUGUGUCCAUGCAGUGUAAAUCCGGCUUUAGUUACAUGCAGGGAUCAAUAAAAGACCUCUAAGGUAGGGCGUUACAUAAAUGUAGAUUUAUGGUACCCUUGAACUUCUGGCUCUUGGAAAAGUACAUAUAAGUCCAAUAAUUAACUGCACGAGAUACAUUAAUGUAAGCUACUGUGGCUCGUCACUGCAUUGGUAUCUUAUAGGUUCUACUUUUCUACAUUUAACAUGUGACUUCUGCAACGAUGGGGAACUUACAGUACCUGCACAUUUUGGACUCUCUGAAGUGCAACGACCAUUUGUAUGGAACUCAAAAUUACAGUGAAUAUUUGUAUGAAAAACAGAUCCAUCCAUCCAUUUUCUGAGCCGCUUAUCCUCACGAGGGUCGUGGGAAUACUGGAGCCUAUCACAGCUGAAUUCGGGCGAGAGGCGGGGUGCAUCCUGAGCAGGUUGCCAGCCAAUCGCAAGGCACAUAGGAACAAAUAACCAUCCCCACAGACAUCCACAGCAAUUUAGAGUCUUCAAUUAACCCAUCAUGCACGUUUUUGGGAUGUGGGAGGAAACCGGAGUGCCACGCAGCCACGGGGAGAACAUGCAAACUCCACACAGGCAAGGCCGGGAUUGAACCCCAGUCCUCAGAACUGUGAGGCCAAUGCUUUAGAACUCCGUCACUGUGCCGCUCAUUAAUUGUACUUGGAUUGAAAAUCAGAGUGUCAGAUAGUAUCUCUUUUUUUCCAUUGAUACAUUUACAAAUUGAAAUACUGAGGAAUAAAAUAAUGCACAAAUGCGGUACGGAAUUGCUCUCUUUGUUGUUGUCAUUUUUCUGUUUUUCGUAAUCAACUUCCAUGCAUAGGUGAGACACCGGAGGCGCCCGAGGCUUUUUUUUAAUACCACAUCCUGACAUCCAGCUGAGGUCCCGCACCGCUGCUGUUGUCAGGCAGAUGCUCGCAGUUAUUGAUGAUGAUAACGCCGUCGCCGCCACUAGAUGCCGGAAAGACGGCGGGGCCAUUAUCAUGAUUUAAUCGUCGCCUCAGUGCUGCCGAGGAGCCCACGCUCACUCUGUGUGUCAGGUCCACCCAUCAUCCUGUCACGGGAAAUAGCUGCCGGUCCAAUGUUGGGAUAAUUUAGGGUUAUGUUUGGGCGGAAGAGUCCGGAGAGGAUAAAAGACUGUUAAUGCACAUGCAGAAUGGACUCAUCUGAAUCCCCGUGAGAUAUUUUAUACAGUGUAGUAUAACCCCUCCCACAUGCUUUAAACAAAUUUAAAUAGAUUGAAACACACCAACGUAUUAAAAUCCACUUUUAAACCGCAUCAACACAUUUUCUUCACCGCUUAUCCUCACGAGGGUCACGUGGAGUGCUGGAGCCUAUCCCAGCUGUCAUUGAGCACGAGGUGGGGUACACCCUGAACUGGUUGCCAGCCAAUUGCAGGGCACAUCGAGACAAACAGCCACACUCACAAUCACACCUAGGGGCAAUUUAGAGUGUCCAAUUAAUGUUGCAUGUUUUUGGAAUGUGGGAGGAAACCGGAGUGCUCGGAGUAAACCCACGCAGGCACGGGGAGAACAUGCAAACUCCACACAGGCGGGUCCAGGAUUGAACCCGGGACCUCAGAACUGUGAGGCCCACGCUUUACCAGCUGACCCACUAUGCCGCCCCUUUUAAACUGCAUUGUAAAAAUAUUGCAACACCCCCCAAAAAAAAUUCCAAACUGUAUAGUAGAUACUGUACCUAUGGUAGUGUCUGUGUAUAUGUGGAUACCUUUAAGAGGCGGGGCUUGGUUGAUUAGUCUGUGACAUCAGUGAGUCUGCGUGUUCAGUGUCUGGGUGUGAUCUGUGGCACUGUUAUUCAUAUUUUUUCUGUCAAACCAAUCAGCUUGUCACUAAAAAACUUACCUGUUCACUGCCCUAGGAAUAUUUUUGUUUUUUUCUGAAGUGCCUUAUGAAGAGCCUGAGCUAAUGGAAUAGUAGUAAUUGGUCCCAAGGAAGUAUGUUUAAGUGAUAUAUCUCAUUUGUUGUAACAUAUUCAAAUGUUGGAAGGACUUACAUUUAGCUUGAGUUGUUAGCAAAGGUGCGUAGUUGGUCUGCUGAGUGGCUAUGAAAAACUCGAUUUAACAUUUGACAGGUCUCAUUUUUGCAUGACAAUUGCUAUUUUUACGGGCUGCAAAACAUCUGCGCUGCCAUUACAUUUUUAUUUAAAUCAAAUCUGCAAGGUAUUUUGUAAUAUCGGUUUGAAAUGGUUCCUUGUUAUUAUGUGGUAGGAACAUGCAUUUACUUAAUUUUUUUGUUAUUCAGGUCUCUGUCCCUAUUUCCUGUGAAUACUGUACCUCCAUUAUGCAAUAUAUGAGAAGGUCAUUGAUCAAGCUCUUUCACAGCGUACUUUAUUCUAAUUUCAUUGCAGGGUUUGGCGGUGGAAAUACUUUCCAAAGGUCUUACGUAAUGUCUCUUACUGGAACUAAUGUUGAUUUGAGCUUCCCUGUCUGAUUCGAGCAAAUGGUUUUUGUGUGUGUGUGUGUGUGUGUGUGGAAGGGGGGGGUGAAUAUCUAAAUGAAAACAUUAUCUCGAAUCCUCGUGAGGCACUUGAGUGGAUGUCAUCAGAGGCGCGAGAAUGCUUCGCAAGGUGUGUUUUUUAUUGUGAAAUGAAUGCCUCCCUUGAUGCGAGCGCGAACGUUUUGAAGGACGGUCGAAGGCUGCAUCCAUUUGCCGUGCCGGGGUCCUAAUUUGGGCUGAACCAAGAGUGAGUUUGUUUUGUGCGGGGAGAAUGUUGUUUUAGGGCGUUACUAGCUGAAAUGUCACAUUAGACAUCCAUUUACAAUGGGGUCAAUGAAAAGCUUACUUCACUCAGAGGAAGCAAUGGGAGGAGAAGGAAUUUGUGCUCCUUUCCAAAAAUAAGUUUCCCCCCUUUUCCCGACGCGGUGUUACCGUGACUGAAGGGGAAAGGGAGGGGGAAUUGUUGACUACUGUAAAUGGAGGGAUUAAGGUGAAAAGGAGGAAAAUAAUGAACGGCAGGAGGAAAUAUAGUUUUCAUGAAGAGGAAUAUAAUGUUUGAGUUGACCAUUAAGCUAUGUGGUCUACUUAGAGAGAGUGAGAGAGAGAAAGAGAGACAGAGAGAGAGAGAGAGAGAGAGAGAGAGAGGAGGGGGCUAAUAGAGAAUGCAUGCGAAAGCUUACUGCCAAAAUUGAGACGGGGAGUUUUUCGGGGAGAAAAGAAAGUACAGCCCAGCGCCGGGAAGGGAAGAAGGAGUAGCUGAGAACAGAACGCACAAAGAUGGCGGCGAGAGGGGGAGUGGAGUGUGGAUCUAGGGGUUGAAUCUGCAAGGUAUCUGAUAUCGAGGGGUUUAAAAGUGAAAGUUUUUCUCUGUCGUAAGUUUUCUGUAGAUUUUUUUUUUGUAUUUUUUUAAUUUAAAUAAAGUGACACGUUCUUGCUUCCAGUCAGUUGAGUGCAGGCAUUCUGGGAAUUGGGCUGUGUUGAUUAGACCCCCGGGUCUUCUCUGUGAUGAGAUCAUCUCUGUAGGACUCACACUGUAUCGCCUCUCUACAGCUGCCUGCUUAGAAGGGGACUUUCCUCCCCGUUCCUGUGCCGCUGCUGCUGCUGCUCAGCAUCUGUGCUCACUGAAGUGACUAAUCACUGGAUUCUAUCUUCCUCUCUUGCUCUCUUAGGCAUUUUGUCAGCUCAAGCCCAAAGGACAAGAUCCGUCUUUGCUGGAUGAACAAGCUCAACGGAGAGGUUUUUUUUUUCAAACCAUCACCUCCAACUCUUUCACUAGUAUAUUGGGAAUUAUUCAGCUAUCUUCUCUUCCCCCCUGACUUCUCUGAUGGAACAGAGAAUGAAGGGGGGCACCCCUCUAAUGACAGACUCCACUCUGGAUGCCACCAAAGCUCCUGAGGAUUUCGAGCAGGACCAAGAGAAAAGAAAGCAUGUCGAGACAGCUGAUUCGGAUGUGGGGAAGAAGGAAGACAGACGAGCAACAGCUUCAGAUAUGUAGCAGAGAGACCAGCUGCCCUGACGGGAACGUGCGACUCCGGAUCGGUGUGCAAACCAAGCGCACCAAGAAGCCGCCCAAGAUUUUGGAAAGCUACGUUUGCAAACCCACCAUCAGAACCUAUCACAGGCAUCAGGGCCGAGGCGGGGGGUUGCCCUCCAGAACUGCCACCGACACUGACGACGCGAGCAGAGAGAACCGCUCAGGCUCGGAUGGCGUCCAAACCACGUGCAAACAAGCGGCGUUUGGCACUUUGGCAUCAUUAUCAACACCAUCAUCAUCAUCGUCAACGGCGCAAUCUUUAACACCAGCAAAUGCUAUCGUUUCCACAAUAGCUUCAGCCAUUGCCAACCCAGGGACCAAGUCUGCCAAACAGGUUCCCCUCAAACUGGAUGACAAGACAGAGGUGACAUCCGCUGGUUCAUCAGAGAGAGGGAAUAAAGAGAAGACUCUAGGCGUCCAUGAGCAGCCGCUCCCAGCAGUUUUGAAACCGUGCUCGCCCACCGCCCAUCGGGAAGCAUCAGCCGCCACCUCCAGGCUGUGCACCGAAACGCUGCCUGAAAGGGAGAUCAACAAGAAACACAAUGGUGUGGUGCAGACCAAGAAACAGAAGGUACUUUCGAACGGUAAAUGCUCUGACGACAAACUUGGAGAUACUCAAUCAAUCAAAACUCCAAAACAUAGCAGCUCUAUUCCUUCUGUGGAUGCCAAACCUCCAAGUUCUUCUAAAACAGAGCUUUGCUUGGCGCAAAUGAGUAACUCUUCCACUGGUACCGCUAAAUCAAAAUCCUCCCCUAAUCUGGAUAUGUCUCCUGGCCAGUCAGAAGUUCAGGAAGCUUCAUUGAAGCGCUCAAAUGACAAAAAGAGAGAUAAAGAAAGGAAGGCCAAGAAAGAGAAACGAAAACAGAGAAAGGCAAAGGGAGACGGACUGAAAACAGAUAGUGUAAAGAGUGAUAAGAGAAAAGAAGAAUUCACAAAGAAGAAAAAAGACAAAGGAAAGGAUAGCAAAUUACGACAGGGUAAAGACCAUAAAAGUCGUGAUGAACUGAAGGCUGGAGAAAAGACUGCGAAAAACAAGCUCAACACAGAGAAACAUGCAAAAGAGGACACUAACUUGGGGGGCAUGAAUAAAUUAGACAAACCAUGUAAAGUAGACCAAGAGAGAUCGGUUGAGGGGAGCCUGAGAGAUCAUAUCAAACAAACUGAGCUGCAUGCAGCGACUGCUGAAACCAUGAAGUCAAAAGAGAAUGAAACGGUCAGGUAUUCAACAGUGCCGCCAAAGCAUCCUGUGUCAUCUUCUACCUUGGCUUCUCUUUCUCCACCAUCCUCCUACCAAGAGCAGGACAGCAGGCCGCUCAAGAAACGUAAAGCUCGAAGGCCCAGCUGGACAAAGCUGGUGCACCGGACUCAGAGGGUGGAAAAUCAGGAAGCAGAUUCUCAACAGAGUUUCUCUCAAAAGUUGUCUGUUCACUCAACUCCCUCUUGCUCCCCGUCCUCCUCCACAACCAAACCAUCAUCUCCGAAACAGAACCCCACAAUACCAGAUAUGAAACCAUCUGCCUCCACAAGCCCUUCCACUCCAGGCCGAAAAAGGGGCCGCCCCAAAUCCCAUACCAUAAUCUUUAAUGAACCUCCUCUAAGACUUUCCCCUGAGGAGGUUGCCUUUCUGGAGUGUGACGACGUACAGAAAAACCCGGUGCCGGACUCAAGCCCGAAGAAGCGCGGCCGUCCUCGCAAACAACCAUUGAAUCAAACGGACAUCAUUGAUAAGAACAGGUAUCCUCCUCCUUCUGAAAAGGGAAACAGGAAGCUAAAAAUCAGGAGGCUGAUUAAUGAGAUGAAGAAAAGGAAGAAGAAAAGACUUCACAAGGUAAUGACGUUUGGCACUGUAGGAAAGGAGAGCAAGAGGGUUAAUGGUGUCAAGAGUUCUCAGAGAACAUUCAAGUCCAUUGAACCUGCGACAGUGCCCACGCUUUCCGACUUGUCGUCCUCCUUUGGGACCAAGCUGGGCCCUCAGAUCAAUGUGAGCAAGAGAGGAACCAUUUACAUGGGCAAGAGGAGAGGACGCAAGCCCAAAUCCCAAACAGCUCGUCUGAAUUCCCACAGCUACACUCAGACGUCUUUGUUUGGCCAACCCACUGAGGCAUCUCUCUUCAUGUCCAACCAGCUCCAACCUCCUGCAGCCCACCCAUUUCCCUCCCCAUCGCUCACACACUCCAGUGGGGCCCAGAGCCCUUACAGUGAAGGAAGUGUUACAGAACCAACAUCAACGCUGCUUUUUCCUCCUCCGUUCUCCCUCCCGUCCCCGUCGUCCUCCUGCACUUCACCCCGUCCCCCGUCCUGCUCCUCCCUCUCCCCCUUUGUGAAGAAAAGUUGUCCAUGCCAGGGCAGGCACCACUUUCCCUUUCACCAGUCAUCGUGUAAGCUCUCCUCUCCCAGUGCACCACUUCUUCCCACCCCUGCCUCACCUGGCCAGCAGAAAGACGCCACCCCCUCACCCAGGAGUGAAUCGCACAGUGAAGAGACGUUGCCCAGUGAUAGCGGGAUUGGAACGGAUAACAACAGUGUCUGCGAGCGAGUGGAAAUGAGGGGUGCUAGAGGAAUGCUCAGGUUGGGUCAAGGUUCUGGGGGGAUUCUCGGGGGUCCAAAACGCUCCUCUCUUGCGGAUCCUCUUCUCACCAGGUACAAGAAUCCGAUGAGCGACUCAACUUCCGUAGAGCGGCACCGACAUAGGCACAGGCGGCGGGAUUACAGUUGCCCCUCUUCCUGCAGUUGCCUGUGUCCCUGCCCUGGACACAACAAGUGCACUCAUUCAGAUUACUUCCCUUGUGUUGGUCACAACAUACUGAAGAGACAGAAAAACAAACAUAAAAAGAAACACCAGCAACUGCUCAUGCAGGAUCCAGAGUUUCUGUCUGAACUGGAAGAGCUCAUCUGUCAAUUCAGUGAAGUUCACAUCGGUCGCCGAGGCUGGGCCAGGUCGGAGCCGGGCCAGGGCUUUGACGGGGGCAGGCGCCAUCACUCCUCGCAUUCUCACCGCGCCAAUAUCUUCAGAAUCAAUCUGAAUGGCUUCUAUUCACCUCACCCGCCGUCUUACGCUGCUAAUCCCUCCUACUCGCCUCAGCCUCUCUACCCCUGCCAGACGAUGCAUUGUAACAGAAAGCCGGAACGUAGGCAGUGUGGCUGUCCAUCAAAGUUCCAGGAGACCAUUGACAACGUGGGCUUCUACAGCAGCUACCCGCCGGCCACAACGCUUUACCACCACCUUCCUGGCUCAUACCCACUUCCCUCUCCUCACCAGUAUGCCUCGCAACAGCCCCACCAUACCCAUAUUCUUCUAAACCCUGCCAGAUUUCACAGGCGGAGGAGCAGGCUGUUGAGGGAGGGCUCUAUGGGAGGGGAGAUUGAAGGGAAUGGAGGAAACCUCAACUUAGGGUACGCGUCAAGCUUCUCGUGCGACUGUGGUCACAAACAUAAACACAGACAAAGGCUCUGUGAACGCAACGUUGAAGACGAGGCAACGUUACGUGAGCACGACAAGCAGGGGGAAGUGGUGGGGAGAGAUGCUUUCUCCACUUCAAAGUCUCGGUUCAUUUUGGGGCAAGGAGGAGGGCAGAAGGGCAAAAAAGGAAUGGGGGGCGGGCUGACCAAAGAGUCACCUUGGUUACGCGAGAAUCCCAAGAAUUCAUUCUCUGCUACCACAUCAUCAUCUUUAGCAGAGAGAUCAAAACACGCAUCGCUCUUCUCCGUGGGGCUGGGCUCCUCUCACCUGUCUUCGUUCGGAGGGGGCUGGGGCGGCCUGGGCCAGAAUUGGACCAAAUUGCAGGGUGUUGGGUUCCCAAACAGCAGAUGGGGAUCCUCUGCUGGAUGCACAGGCCCGAUGGUUCCCUCUGACCCGGAGGAUGACGACAGCGAAGACAUUCACCUCCCCCACCCAAGCAGAACGCCUCCGUCGCCGACGCACGUCAACCUGUUCACGUCGGUUGGCGUGGCAACAGGUGGUCAUGGGUUGAAGAGCGGGUCGGCCAGUCGGAAUCCUGCAAGUGGGGAGAGGUCAUGGAGGAUGGACGAACCAGCUUGGACAGAGAGGAGAGAAGCAGCUUUACAAGGUGACCCAAGAAACCGCGGGCAGCUCAAAGGUGUGACAAAGACACACGGCACCGAUGGGCAAAACAAAAGGGGACCCGGUCGACCCAGGAAACGCCCUCUGCCCUCCACUUUGCCUUCCUCUGUGUCAUCGCCCGACCUUCUGCGAGGGCGCAGCAGUAAUAAUGUAGGCUGGAGAGUUGGGUUGGACCAAGAUGUGCCGGGUGUCGACUCGGUGCCGCUGGCCAAGAGGAAGCGAGGACGGAAGAGAAAACAUGACUCCUCUCCCUGCCAUCAGAGCGUCGCCGAAGACGAGCCGGUGCGCUGCGACACGCCCGCCGAAGGUUUCGGCCAUUUGGCCACCGAGCAGCCCCCGUCCCAACCGGCCAGCGUCCCAAGAGACAGGAGUGAAGACGGUCCUGCCAGGAAGACGUUUUUGAGGGCCGGUCUUUACUCUGAUGAUUACAAAACGAUAGAUACCCCCUCCCAGCCUCAGCUCUUCUCCAGAGCGAGCUCAGAGUACCAACCAGGUGAGCGGGAAUACAGCCUUUUACCAGCACCCAUCCAUGUUGGAAAGUACUUGAGGAUGAAGAGAAUACAUUUCCAGCUACCCUAUGAUGUCAUGUGGCUUUGGCAACACAACCAGCUUCAGAGGCAACCUGCCUUCCCUCUGAAGAGGAAGCGGCGCUACUGCCGACUGAAGGAAAGGACGUUUCCCUCUCACCACGCAUCGGAGGAGAGCUCGAGUGACUUGGCCAGCCUCUUUCCUCACCUCGACAUGGACCCUUUGAGCAACAGUGAGCGGAGCUUCGUGGUGACACGUCGCGUGUUCCUGGUGAGGAACUGGGAACUGGUGAGGGAGCGACAGAUCCGACUGAGGAUGGAGGGGAGGCGAGAGGGGGACAGCGAGGCGGAGGAGAGGGACUGGCGUGUCGUGUGCGGGGACGGAGCCAGUGGGGACGAUAGCCACAUCAAGUCAGAUAUACCAGUAGGGGUGGUGGAAGUGACGAUUUCCAGCAGUGACCCACACCCGGGUGGUCACGACUCCCCCGACUCGCUCACCGCCAGCCCCCACCCCACUGAGAGCCAGAACAGAGAAGAAGAAGAAGAAGAUGAUGAUGAUGAGGAGGAGGAGGGCGAGGGCGAGGAAGGCAAAGUGGAAGACUGCAGCAGAGAGCAGAGGAGAAAGCGGCUGAAUGAUUUACUUUCGACCCUGCAGCAUUCAUAAGCUAACAAAAACGCAUAAAGGCAAGAGCACUCGAGACAAAAAAGGGACCAGGCUGGCCGCAGGACACCUGCAGGUGCUGCUUUCCAAUCGGAAAACAACAACAACAACAAACACACGUAGGAGAGGAGCGGGGAGGAGAAUUUCAAACCGCGAGAAAGACAUCACGGCGUGCUCUGACAGCCACUGAACCGAGCGCGCUGAAGGGCAUCACACCAAGGAUGAAACCAUGGCAACACAUCUUUUGUCCGGGAUGAAAGAGAGGGGAAAAAAAAACAGAGCGAGAUUGCGAGAGAGGAUCAACAGAAACAGACCAGCUGAAAUUAAUUUGCACUAGUGCCCGUGCACAGUAAAGACACUAAAGUGUGUGUGCCCCCCCACACAAACCCAAAAUUGCUCCUCCUUGGGCACCUUAAAGCAAAGUGGAGAGGGAACACAGACCCUUGGUGGUUUUUGGACUUCGGGCAGGGAGUGCUAAGCUUUCAGAAAAGAGAGGAAGCGCGCCAGCUUAAAAGCACUUGUUUUGGCUUUUCUUCACAUUACAAACCAGUUAAUGAAGAAAACAAAAGGGGGGGCCGUGGAAUUUUGGAAUUGAGGAAUUUUGGCACUGCUGCAAAAGAAUUUCUAAUAAGGUUUUAAGAAAGAUGCUAUUUUUUGUGUGCUAAAGAUAUCUAUAAACACGAGGAAUGUUUAUUGUGAACUAUUUUCUUCAAGUAUGGCUUCCUGGGAGGAAAGGGGGGGGGGGUCAAAUGUGUCUUCUUUGCAUAGUUCAGACGGCCUUUGAGAAUGUUUUCUUGACAAUCAGAAUGUCCCAGGGUGUUUUAAACAACAACAACGAAAAGAAAAUGAUGGCAAACAUGAAAUGCUAAGUAGAAGUGCCAUGCUGUCUUGUGUCCAAGCAAUAUUUCUCCUAAAAAGCACUAUAUCACGUUUAGUUAGUAAGUUUUUUGUACAGAUUGUUCAUAGAUUGUUCUCACUUUAGGGGCAUUUGCUCAGUAUGUACAAUAAAUAACAUUUAGUUUUAUGUACAUAAUACUAUAUGACUUACACAAGAAUUAUUCAUCCAUUUUUUUUUACAGCUGACCAAUACAUUAGACUAUGAUUGUAAACCUUUUUUAUUUGUAAUGUUUUUGUUUUUUUAGAUAAGCAUGUUUUUUUAUUGGUCAGUGUGUUUUUUUAAGUUCUUGUGGCUUAAAAAAAAAAGCCAAGAAAGUGCAAUUUCUUUGACUGUUUACAUACCCUACAUGUAUUCCCCCCCUUUCCUUUUUUAAAGUGCGUCGCUGCAAGUGUAUUAUUAUAAAAUUUAUAGCAAAGGUACAUUUGAAGAGUUAUCUAGUUUGCAUGUGUUGUAACCUUUGCCUGUUGCCUCGAACGAUGUGCAUCUCAAACAAAAAAAAAACGUUAUAGAAAGUACGAUCAAAUUUGUAUUUUGUUUUUGCUUAUAUAUCUAAUAAUAAAAAGCAUUUUACGUC